This is a messenger RNA of Eucalyptus grandis, 1441 nucleotides long. RefSeq lists its product as uncharacterized. The transcript has 8 exons. Lineage: Eukaryota; Viridiplantae; Streptophyta; Magnoliopsida; Myrtales; Myrtaceae. The record is from RefSeq and is a predicted model, not a curated record. The coding region runs from base 186 to 1298 and encodes 370 amino acids. Gene Ontology annotation, molecular function: heme binding.
AUGUUCCUUGUCGAGCAUGUCCCUCACUUCUGUUCAUCUUCACGACGAAGACCAAGACCCCCAACAAUCACACUGUCAACCUUAGCUGGCGGCAUUUCGCCAAACAGGUUGCGGGCAACCCAGGAAUGCAUCGCGGCGCCUGAUCCCUCGAUCCCUCGAUCCGAGAUCCCUUCGCUCGCGUCGCAAUGCCUCGAAUCUCUCCCGCCGCCGCUCUCCUCCUCCCUCUCCUCCUCCUCCUCCUCUCCCUUUCGCCGAUCGCCCGAGUCGGCUCGCACCAGGAAUCGGGCGAGUGGAGCUGCGAGUCCGACUCGGAGGUCCUGAUCGAGGCCGCCUUCAGGCCGGGCGCCAUCACCCUGGACGGGCACGGCGACGAUUGGAAGGACGUCGAGGGGUCCGAGUUCUCCUUGCUCCCGGCGCUCGACCCGGAUGAGGACAAGGAGUACGGCGGCGGGAAGAUGACCGUCAAGGCUGCGCACGAUGGGAGUAGCGUGUUCUUCUUGUUGCAGGUGGAUGGGAACUAUGCUUACUCCAAAGGGGAGAACACCAAAUGCCCCUCAGUUUCUCUAAUGUUCCAAAUUGGUGAAAGUGCCUCCUAUCAUAAUAUGGGAGGGUGUAAGGUAGGACCUGAUGCGUGCACAAACAAAACAUGCAAAGGCCAUGAAGUUGACAUCAUGCACUUUUCAAUUGGGAAUGCCAUUCCUGGGCGACUUUAUGGUGGAAAUCCAAUAGACAAUAGAGAAGGAAAUGGUGGUGACAGAUUUGGCCAUCUUGUUGAUCUUUAUGGUUGGAGCCCACAUUGUAGAUACAUUGAUGGAACUGGUCCUACAGGGAAUGACACCAGUGCACAGAAUAACUGGAAUGGAGCAUGGUGGCAUAGCAGCUUCACUGUUCACUCAGGUUUUGUGGAGGAAGACAGUCCAUAUGCUUCAGAUGGUCAGAAGGGCACUUAUUACUUUGAAUUCUCUAGGCCUUUGCGAACUAUGGAUCGCAUACAACAGGAUGCCCAGUUCACUAUAGGUGAGUCAAGCAAGAUGUCAGUGGCAUUUUGGUAUCCAGUCAAUGGGAACCCAUGGCAUGGGUCAGGGCACUUCUCCAUCAACUGUGACUGGGUACCUCUGGACAUAUCCUUAGGAGGCUCGUCCCUUACGAAGACAGCAUCACCAGGUUCAUGGGAUGCCACUACAGCCUUCUCUCUAUUGUUGUCGGUGGUCUCGUUGUGUCUAUCUGUCUUCGUGAUGUACCGUGUCUUUAGACCCAGGAGUGUUCAAUAUAAACCUAUGGAAGUAGCUCUAGGGUAGGGUCAUAGAAACGGUCCUGGCACUGUACUAUUAGUUUGUACUUCUUAGAUCAGUACCACUUCCUGUAGCUCAACUUUUGCUAGUGCUUUCUCUGUCAUUUUUAUUAAAUUGAGAUGGCUUGUUGGGUUGUGUCCUCCCUUUUA